AUGUCAACCUGUAGCAGCUCGUCUCCUCCAUCUCUUCCAAGACUUUCCCCCCUUCCUCAACAUCCCUCGACACCAAUCACUCCUUCCCCAUCCCCAAGCCCACCUGCAACCCUCUACAGCCGCCUCUCCAACGGGAGUGUGAGCGCGCCAAGUCCGACCAACUCAAGGGGUUCGUUCCAUGGGGUCUCAUUUCUCCUGCAGAUUGGUCUGACCAGAGAGACAGUUAACCUUGAAGCCAGCGAUUUAUCGCUGUCUGCGGUGAAAGAUCUCGUCUGCUCAAUAGUGGACCAAAAGUUUCCAGAAUGUGGAUUCUUUGGAAUGUAUGACAAGAUCCUGCUCUUCCGCCAUGACCUGAACUCAGAGAACAUUCUACAGCGGCUCACGUCCGCUGAGGAAAUACACGAGGGAGAUCUCAUAGAGGUGGUCCUCUCAGCCCUCGCGACGGUUGAGGAUUUCCAGAUUCGACCUCACACGCUGUAUGUCCACUCUUACAAAGCUCCAGCCUUCUGCGACCACUGUGGGGAAAUGCUAUGGGGAUUAGUCCGACAAGGCCUCAAAUGUGAAGGGUGCGGCUUAAACUACCACAAACGUUGCGCUUUUAAGAUCCCAAACAACUGCAGUGGGGUGAGAAAGAGACGCCUGUCCAACGCGUCCCUUCCCGGUCCUUCUCUGUCCAUCCCCCGGCCUGCGCCCAUCGAGGCGGCCGUCGCGUCCCCGGAGGAGCAGCGGCCGCUUUUGGACGCUGGAAAACGGAUCCCGUCAUGGAGCGGUCGACCAAUCUGGAUGGAGAAGAUGGUCCUGGGGCGGGUGAAGGUGCCGCACACCUUCAACGUGCACACUUACACCAGGCCAACCAUCUGCCAGUACUGCAAACGCCUGCUCAAAGGCCUCUUCCGCCAAGGCAUGCAGUGUAAAGACUGUAAAUUUAACUGCCACAAGCGAUGUGCAUCCAAGGUACCACGAGAUUGCCUGGGCGAAGUUGUGUUUAACGGUGAGCCAGCCAGCCCUGGUCCAGACUCAGAGACCACUAUGGAAGUGGACAGCAGCGACGUCAACAGCGAGGGGAGCAGAGGAAUGGACGACUCCGAAGACGUCUCCACCCCCGAGGACAAGAUCUUCUUCAUGGACUCUCCUUUCAUGGAUGGAGAGAAGGAUGAGGAGACAGUGAAAACCAUCAGCCCGUCGACGAGCAGUAAUAUUCCUCUGAUGCGUGUGGUCCAGUCUAUAAAACAUACAAAGAGGAGGAGCUCCACCUUGGUGAAGGAGGGGUGGAUGGUGCACUAUACCAGCAGAGAUAAUCUGAGAAAGAGGCAUUACUGGAGGCUUGACAGCAAGUGUCUCACCCUUUUCCAGAAUGAAACCGGAGCCAAGUACUACAAGGAGAUUCCUCUGUCAGAGAUCCUGCAGGUGGAGGCAGCGCGGGACUUUAACAGCCUAGCCCAGGGAGGCAACCCGCACUGUUUCGAGAUCAUCACUGACAAUAUGGUGUACUACGUGGGCGAGAAUACGGGCGGGCAUCACCACAACCCGGCGCUGGCCGCGACGGGCGUGGGUCUGGAGGUGGCACAGAGUUGGGAGAAGGCCAUCCGCCAGGCCCUGAUGCCAGUGACCCCACAGCCCAGUGUAUGCACCGGCCCAGGGCAAGGCAAAGACCACAAAGAGCUUUCUGUCAGCAUAUCAGUGUCCAAUUCCCAGAUACAGGAGAAUGUGGAUAUCAGCUCUGUCUACCAGAUCUUUGCAGACGAGGUUCUGGGUUCUGGUCAAUUUGGAAUUGUGUACGGAGGCAAGCACAGAAAAACACGCAGAGACGUGGCCAUUAAAGUCAUCGACAAAAUGAGAUUCCCCACCAAGCAAGAGAGUCAGCUAAGGAACGAAGUGGCCAUUUUGCAGAACCUGCACCACCCUGGGAUUGUCAACUUAGAGUGCAUGUUCGAGACCCCUGAGCGAGUGUUCGUCGUCAUGGAGAAGCUCCAUGGCGACAUGCUGGAAAUGAUCUUGUCCAGCGAGAAGAGUCGGCUCCCAGAGCGCCUCACCAAAUUUCUGGUCACUCAGAUUCUUGUGGCUCUGAGACAUCUUCAUUUCAAAAACAUCGUCCACUGUGAUCUGAAGCCGGAAAACGUGCUCCUGGCGUCAGCAGAGCCGUUUCCUCAGGUGAAGCUGUGUGACUUUGGCUUUGCUCGCAUCAUUGGGGAAAAGUCUUUCAGGCGUUCUGUGGUUGGCACCCCGGCUUACCUGGCACCCGAGGUGCUACGCAGCAAAGGCUACAACCGCUCUCUAGACAUGUGGUCGGUGGGAGUCAUCGUGUACGUGAGUCUAAGCGGGACGUUCCCCUUCAACGAGGACGAGGACAUCAAUGACCAGAUUCAGAAUGCAGCUUUCAUGUACCCGCCCAACCCCUGGAGGGAGAUCUCUUCAGAAGCAACUGACUUGAUCAACAACCUCCUUCAAGUAAAGAUGAGGAAACGCUACAGUGUUGACAAAUCACUUAGUCAUCCAUGGCUUCAGGACUAUCAGACCUGGCUGGACCUCCGCGAGUUUGAGACACGGAGAGGCGAGCGUUACAUCACCCACGAGAGCGACGACGCUCGCUGGGAGGAAUACGCUGACGAGAGGAACCUGCUCUACCCCAAGCACUUCAUCAUGGCACCUAACCUGGAUGAUAUGGAAGAGGACCCCUAG
Chanos chanos (milkfish) is the source of this 2679-nucleotide messenger RNA. Its product is annotated as serine/threonine-protein kinase D3-like. Gene Ontology annotation, cellular component: cytosol. The coding region runs from base 1 to 2679 and encodes 892 amino acids. The record is from RefSeq and is a predicted model, not a curated record. The transcript is spliced from 18 exons. NCBI's taxonomy places the organism in Eukaryota, Metazoa, Chordata, Actinopteri, Gonorynchiformes, Chanidae. Gene Ontology annotation, molecular function: protein serine/threonine kinase activity; ATP binding. Gene Ontology annotation, biological process: intracellular signal transduction; phospholipase C-activating G protein-coupled receptor signaling pathway; protein phosphorylation.